Molecule: messenger RNA, 1272 nt
Organism: Sus scrofa (pig)
Lineage: Eukaryota; Metazoa; Chordata; Mammalia; Artiodactyla; Suidae
Gene: IL13RA1
Product: interleukin 13 receptor subunit alpha 1
Biological process (GO): cytokine-mediated signaling pathway
Cellular component (GO): membrane; external side of plasma membrane
Molecular function (GO): cytokine receptor activity; protein binding
Source: RefSeq, marked provisional
AUGGAGCGGCCGGCGCGGCUCUACGGGCUGUGGGCGCUGCUGUUCUGCGCCGGCGGCGGCGGGCUGGCCGCGCCCGCAGAAACUCAGCCACCUGUGACGAAUUUGAGUGUUUCUGUCGAAAACCUCUGCACAGUCACAUGGACGUGGAAUCCUCCUGAGGGAGCCAGCCCGAAUUGUAGUCUAUGGUAUCUUAGUCAUUUUGGCAACAAACAGGAUAAGAAAAUUACUCCAGAAACACAUCGUUCAGAAGAAGUGCCCCUGAAUGAGAGGAUUUGUUUACAAGUGGGAUCCCAGUGCAGCACCAAUGAAAGUGAAAAGCCUAGCAUUUUGGUGGAAAAGUGCAUCUCACCCCCUGAAGGUGAUCCUGAGUCUGCUGUUACUGAGCUACAAUGCGUUUGGCACAACCUGCGCUACAUGAAGUGUACCUGGCUCCCUGGAAGGAAUACAAGUCCUGACACUAAUUAUACUCUCUACUAUUGGCACAGCAGCUUGGGACAAAUUCUUCAGUGUGAAAACAUCUAUAGAGAAGAUCAACACAUUGCUUGUUCCUUUGCUCUGACUAAGGUGAAGGAUUCCAAUUUUGAUUCCAGUGUCCAAAUAAUGGUCAAGGACAAUGCGGGAAAAAUCAGACCAGCCUUCAGCAUAGUGCCUUCAAGUUCUCAUGUGAAACCUGAUCCUCCGCAUAUUAAAAGUCUCUCUUUCCAAAAUGGUGACUUGUAUGUGCAAUGGAAGAAUCCACAGAAUUUUUAUAGCAGAUGCUUGUCUUAUCAAGUAGAAGUCAAUAACACCCAGGCUAAGACACAUGAUAUUUUCUAUGUUGAAGAGGCCAAAUGUCAGAAUUCAGAAUUUGAAGGGAACCUAGAGGGUAUGAUUUGUUUCAUGGUCCCCGGUGUUCUUCCUGAUACUUUGAACACAGUCAGAAUAAGAGUCAAAACAAAUAAGUUAUGCUAUGAAGAUGACAAGCUCUGGAGUAAUUGGAGUCAAGCGAUGAGUAUAGGUCAAAAGGCCAAUCCAACAUUCUACAUAACCACAUUGCUCAUCAUUCCAGUCAUUGUUGCAGCUGCAAUUAUAGUCCUUCUGCUGUAUCUGAAAAGGCUCAAGAUCAUUAUAUUCCCUCCAAUUCCUGAUCCUGGCAAAAUUUUUAAAGAAAUGUUUGGAGACCAGAAUGAUGAUACCCUGCACUGGAAGAAGUACGACAUCUAUGAGAAGCAAACCAAAGAAGAAACUGACUCUGUAGUGCUGAUAGAAAGCCUGAAGAGAGCCGCUCAGUGA